AUACCUAGCACUUGCACCUAUUUAAACUCAUAGUGAGCCCAUGAAGUUUUCACACAGAAGCCAAAGUUUUGUAAACAUACACAAAAAGAAACUAAAAUGGUCGAAGAGCUUCCUCCUGUAGGGUUUCGCUUCUAUCCGACGGAAGUGGAGCUGAUUUCGUUCUACUUAAGAAUCCAGCUUGACGGAGGACAUGCUACCAUUUACAGCCUCAUACCCAUCCUCGAUGUGUUUAACGUUGAGCCUACUCAGGUCCCAAAUCUUGCGGGAGAGAGGUGUCAAGGAGACAGAGAACAAUGGCUUUUCUUCGUGCCAAGACAAGAGAGAGAAGCUAGAGGAGGUAGACCGAGCAGGACCACUAAUUCAGGAUACUGGAAAGCAACUGGUUCACCGGGGCCUGUGUUCUCACCGGAUAAUCGAGUGAUCGGAGUUAAGAAGACGAUGGUUUUUUACAUCGGGAAAGCACCUAAGGGGAGAAAGACAAAGUGGAAGAUGAAUGAAUAUAAAGCAAUUGACGAAACAGCCAGCGUAUCUACCAUCCCUAAGUUGAGGCACAAAUUCAGUGUCUGUCGAAUCUACAUAAAAUCUGGAAGCUCGAGAGCUUUUGAUAGACGUCCAACGGAAGGUUCUGGGACAGAGACAAAGCUUCCUAGCAAUGGAAUUGAGACAUCAUCUCGCAACGCAAGACCAAUUUCAAUAGAAAUUACACAAAGCAACUCAGAGAUGAUUGCUGGGAUAUCACAACUCCUAGAGAGAAAGCUUCCUAACAAUGGAGUUGAGACAUCAUCAUGUGCCACAAUAUCAACCUCACCGGAAACUUCAUAUUCAGGGGGUGGAGACCAAGUUCAGUUACCCGUGAAUGUUACUACUACGCAAAGAAUUUCAGAUAUGGUUGAUGGGCUAUCACAACCAUUUUGGGAAUGGGAACAACUAAAUUGGUCAUAAACCUGUUAAAUUGCCUCUUUCCUAUUAUUCUAUCAGUUUUUUUAAUUCACAUAAUUUCUAGAGUUUUCAUAUAUGCAUCCCUUUUUGUGCUAAACAAUCUUGGGCUUCUUUCAAAAAUAAUUCAAAACUUGUGGUUAAACAAAAAAGUAACCUCACUUUUUUGAAUUUUUAUUUGCUCAAUUCACCCUAAAAGUUCAAGUUAUUUAUAAAAAUACCAUUUUUUUAAAAAAAUAAUUACUUUAUCAAUAAUCUCAUCUUCUUCUUUUAUUUACAACAUUGUUAUUGUCAUCGAUACACCAACUAUCAUGAACAACCAAUUUCAAGAUAUACAUCUAAAAUCGACAUCUACAUCUUCGUAUCCUCAUUUCUUACACAUAUAAACUAUUUCUCUUUCAUUCUCUCUCAUUUCAUUCCAAAAUCUCAACUAUUUGAUUUCAAAUUUAUAAGCUUAUUGGAGUUAUUCAAGUUCAUGAUUUUUGAUCAAGAAUUAGUGGGUAAAUUUCAUUAAGAAGUUGUAUGUGUUUGUAGAAACUAAAUAUGUCACCAGAUCUAAGAAUGAUAUUUAAAAAUUCCAGAUCUAUUUCACUAAGAAGACUAAUCAGUGCAUAUGUUAGUUUUGCAAUUGAUUAUUUUUUAUGUUUUUCAUACAUGAAUUCUCUAAAAGUCAUAUGCAUUUUCUUUGUAACAGGAAGAAAUCGAGUAGACAUCUCGAAAAGUCUUCUCUGAUAAGUAGGUUAGUUUGACAAUUGAUCGAUGUCAGAAAUUAUCUUUUUCCAAAGAAGACUUCAACACUUUUUGAGAAGUUUUCUUACAGUCACAUAAAUCUCUCUGAAGUCCAGCAAUAAGUCUGUGUAGGUUAAUUUUGCAAUUGACAAUAAAUAAUAAAAUAUUUAUUAUUAAAAUUAAAGAAUUAGAAGACUUCUCAAGAAGUCUUAUUUAAUUUUAUUCAAAGAUUCUUGUCAAAACUUUGGUUUUGAAAGCAAACUUAUAUAGAAGUCUUCCCAUGGAAGACUUCUAUAUAAGUCUAUUCUUAUAAAGUCAAACAUAGUCAAUUGCAAUACUAAUCUACGCAAACUUCUUGCGACACUUUGGUGACUUCACGUAACAAUAAGAAUAAUUAUUUAGAAGUCAUCUAUUGGAAGAUCUUUCCAGGAAAAAUCAAAUUUCAACAAAAUUUCAAUCAAUGGCAAAACUAACAUAAUUAUUAGAUAAGACUUUUCAAUUAAAAAGAGAAAAAUACGGUUAAUUUAUAAUAAAUAAGUGAUAUAUUUAUUGAUAUGUGGAAGAAAUGUAGAACCACUACAAAAAUGACAAACUUCAAGAACUACUGACCGUUUAUACAUUUUCUUCAAAAAAUUGUAUUAUUUAUGGUACAAUUCAGUUUUUAUUUUGGUGAAUGAAAAUGUUAGUGGAUUCUCUACUUUAUAUCUGAAGGCAUGUGUUUUGCCCACACCCUAUUCAAACCUUAAAUAUAUAAGUAUAUACUAGUAUUCAAUGGGCAAAGGAAAUGGGCGGGUGAAAUUAUUGUGCAAAUAGAAUAUAUAUUAAUGUGUUGGACCUUCUCUAAAAGGAUCUCCAAUAGGGAACCUCAUUUUGAGGGUGAUGAUCCUCAAAAUGAGAAGUAGAGGGUGGAUUACUCCAAUAAAAAAUUUCAAAUUUAUCUUUAACUUUUUCUACAUAUUGCAUUUCAUCCUCAAUCUUCAAAAUAAUUAAUUAUAAAUGCUUAACUUUUAAAAAUAAAUAAUAAAUACACAUAAAAUUGAAAACAUUAUAAUUAUAAUUCAUAUACAGAUAUUUUGGUUUCACAAAUUUUCUUUUAUAAAAAAAAAUCUUUUUCAAACAUCAAUUAAAAUAGUUAAAAUACAUAUACAUAGUAUUCCUAUUUUAGAUAAUUUAAAAUAACUUGUAACAUAUAUGUGUAUUUUAUGUAUCAAUAAUAUCAUAUAUGUAAAAAACAUAUUUGAAUAUUUGGUCGAAAUAUAUAUAUAAAGAUUAAAGUGAUACAAAAAUGAAUAUUAAUACAAUUAUAUAUAAGUUACAUAACUAAAAUGACUAAAAUGAAAAGUGACAAUCAAUGUCCUAGAUGUAGAGAACCGGAUGAAUCAGUCAACCAUGCCAUUUUUGAGUGCGCAUCUGCCUUGCAAACUUGGGCCCUCGCCUCUACACCAUCAUGUUCGAGCACUUUUCAUAUUUGGAGUGUGUAUCCCAUCUUGGACUAUUUUUUCUGGCGAAAGAAUGACAUAAAGGAUCCGAAAUUGGAUAGAGAUCCUUAUCCAUGAAUUAUUUGGUACCUCUGGGAAGAUCAUAACGACAAACUGGCAGAGGAAUAACACGGGACCCGGUAGAACUAAUUAUACAUGCUCAAAGUCAAAGCAAUGCAUGGUUUGAUGCAAAUUCUAAGAUCCUGGGGAUUUACAACCCAACACCAGGCAAGGAACGCACACACCUUAAGCUUGGAAAACAUUUGUUUGGUAGAUGGAUCUUGAAUCUCAGAAUCACAGUUUUGUGGCUAGGGCUGGGUGCUGCUAAAUGGAUCUGGGAAUGAAUAACUCUUAGGGUUUCGAAACAGAAAUUUUUUUAUGUCUUCUUUGCACUUAGAACUAGAAGAAUUUGGGCUAUGAAGAACAUGCUGCAACACACAACUUGUCAGCAGUUUGAGACAUACUGUAAGGAUGUCUGAUAUCACUCAAAUUACCCUAAAGAGUGAUUUGUAUUCUCUCAAAUAAGAGGUUGAGUUGCAGUACUUAGAGAGCGAAUUCACGGGGAGAUAAGGCACACAAUAGAUAUACUAGUUAUAUGGUUAAGUUAGGCAAAUAUGUUUAAAUGUAAAUAGCAGGGUUGUGAACAAGUAAUUGUUCGAUUGAUUGAUUGAGGUUUUAAGACAGAUAUCGAAAGCGUUAGACUUAAGGUUUCUAUUCAAACAAUCAGGAUUAUAGAGAUAUAGAUACUAAGCAUAUAUUGGAUAUUCUAAAACUCAAACAAUAAGAAUAGUCGAUCAACUUCCGUAUUUUUAUACUAUCUAUCGCCGGAUCUAGGACCUCAGAUGUCGCUUGUUGGUCCUGAGAAAGUGUCGAUCGAUACCAACAACAUGUUAUCGGUCGAUACACCUUUCAGCCCGUCGAUCGAUGCAACUAAUGAGUUGUCGAUCGAUGAACCUUCCAGAGAGCGUUAUGCACGGGUUUGACGUGUUCACUAGGUUUAACUAAAUCAACUUCCGCUUGUUUCUAGCAAUCCUAGCACAAUAUAAACUAAUUCAGACAAAGAACUAACCUUCCGCUUGCGCCAUAAUAUCUAAAAGUAAGGUCCUAAUUAGCUACUCUAGAACACAUGCAUUAAGAACAAUUUAAUUGAUGGAUAUCUUAAUACUUGCAAUUCUGUAUUUUGAGCUAACCCCUCAUGAAUAUCUGAACCCUAAAUCUAACAAGAAGAACUACUCAGACAUAACUAAGCAAUUCAUCACAAAGAAGUAAGAAAACUGCAUAAAUAGAAUAGAGUAGAAAACUGGAGUUCCAAUUCAUCAAAAAGAAGUAAGGAGUUCUUGGAUCUUCUCUCCAAACCUAAGAAUGUAAGUAUUUUGCUGAAUGAAAGUAAGAAAGUGUGUGUUGCCUAGAACAAUGGCAGAGCACAUAAAUAUUAGGUUAAAACUUGUCAGGGGUAAUCUGGUAAUUCUUGUGGGACUUGGGCUUAAAGUCGGCUGGAACCAAUCUGGCCUUUGUGCGCUUCGCCGUUGAUCGACAACACAGAGUGUGUCGAUCGAUUAUCAUCCUCGAUCAUCGAUCGCUAGGCUGGUCGAUGGUCAGCUACGAAUCUUUAUCAUUUUAUCUCCAAAAUGCACCAAAAUCACCAAUUUCCUCCAAAUCACUCCAAAACCUGAAAACUUACUAAAAAGACUCCAAAACAACUAUAAUGUAUUUAAAAACACCUAUAUACCAUGGCUAAAAGUUGGUGAAAUCCAUAGUAUAUCAACACCCCCAAACUUACUCUUUCAAAACAACAAGCAGUCUCUCUGGAAGCGGUUUGAAAACAGCAGGGACUCACACAAUUUAAGAACUUACUAUCACCACCUCAGCAAUAUUGCAAACCACAUCAAAUCAAUCCUAACUUAAACGUAAUAUCUAUGCAAUAUCCUAAUUUAGCAACCAAUUCCAUUCAUCCAUCAACUUAACUAAUCAUGUCUGACUAACCCCUCUACCGACCUCAUCCUCAUUCAUAUAAAUAAUAAAGGUGUAAGUUUUACCUUGGGAGUAUCGAUCACUGAACACAUAAAAUCAACUCAAACAAGUAUCUGGACCUACAUGUAAACCUUUUCUGGUUCCCCUUCUUUCUUCUCUCUUCUCUGAAUCCGAUUUUUUUUUUUUACUCGGCAAAGUUGUAGGCGAAUAGCUGGACCAGCCCAGUUCGGUGAACGGCAGAGCUGGAUCAACCGAAACCCAUCUUCGCCUCGUCCUCGUAACUCCUCUUCCAAAAGUGCAUCGAACUCAUUCUUGUUUCGUUUCGAUCUGAGGCAUCAUUGGAACUUUACGAUUUAAAAACUGCGGGAACUCGUCUUUUUUCGAAGGACAUUCGGAUUGAUCGUAUAAAAUGGCAACGGUUAACUAAACAUCUCGAAUUGCCUACGCUAUACGAGGAAUUGGAAUGUUCCUUGAAUUCGCCGUCAUUUCGGAAGCUCUCUCUGUAUAAAAUCGUAAAAACGACUAAGUCGGAAAACGGCCCAAAAGGGGCCAGAACGCGGCUAAGAGACCACUUACGAUUUUAUAGAAAUCAAUCCCAAUCGUUAUGACGGUUUAUCUUUUGUUUUGCAGGAAAAAAUAAAUGUGAAGUUUUCGAAAAUAAAUGUCAAGUUUCCGAAGAUAAAUACCAAGAUCGAAGGGAAAUAGAAUUUUUCCGCGAAGCGAUACACUCGACCGGGGCAGAACGGGAAAAAGGUAAACCGCCUUAGAGGAAGUAUAUAAGGAGAUCGAGGCUGAAGGGGGGAGAGGGACAAGAAUUAUCACCCAGAGCAAUACUUAGAGCAAUUUAGGCAUUUUUCCGUUUUUGUUAUUCGAGCUGCGACUCAACUAGGUUUUCAAGUCUUAGGUUGCUAGAACUAGGAAUCUCGCCGACAGCUCUCGUGGCCGAUGGCUCUUACCUUGUUGUUACGCUCUUUUCAAUUUCAUAUAUUUACUUGUCGUUUAAAAUUUCGUGUUCUGAUUGCUUGGCGUGUGGUUUAGCAGAUAUCCGGGACCUCUGGGAAAUUUAGGGUUCCCUAUAUUUCCUAAAUUCAACGGAAAUCGAAAGUGCAAUUUUUGGUUCACACACCAUUUAAUAAUCAACCAAGUGCAGGGAGAGUACCAAGAAAAGGACGAUAGCAUGAUCCAGUAUCUGGCGGUUGCCCAGCGACUCAUCAAGAAAUUCAAGAGUUGCAAGCUCACUCAAAUCCCCAGGGAGCAGAACUCGCAAGCCGAUGCCCUGGCUAAUCUUGGGUCCGCCCUCUAAACAAACAGCCAGAUGAGCAUCCCCUUGAGGAACCCCAAUCCGAAGAGGUCUCCGCUAUCCAAGAGGGCGAAACCUGGAUGACCCCCCUAGUCCGGUACCUAGAGACAGAAAUUCUCCCGAAAAACCGCAAGGAGGCCAGAAAAAUCAAGAAGCAAGCCGCAAGGUAUUGCAUCUCCCAAGAGAAGCUCUACCAGAGAUCCUUCUCCGGCCCGUACUUAAGAUGUGUUACGCCUCGAGAAGCCGCUAGAAUCCUCGUUGAACUACAUGAAGGAGAUUGUCGAUCCCACCCUAGCGGCAGGAGCCUGGUGCUCAGGGCCAGGAGGGCAGGCUACUAUUGGACCACAAUGGCCGCAGACGCCAACAGGCAAGCCAAACACUGCGACCUGUUUCUAAACUCCCUCCGGAGAACCUAAAGUCCAUAAGCUCACCAUGGCCCUUCAGAAAGUGGGGCGUGGACAUAGUGGGGAAAUUGCCUAUGGCGUCGGGGCAGAAGGUCUUCCUUCUGGUAGUCACUGACUACUUCUCCAAAUGGGUCGAAGCGGAUGCAAUCAACCGGAUAACAGACCUCCAGAUCCACAAAUUCCUGUGGACGAACGUAAUCACUUGCUUCGAGGUCCCCCACGAGAUCGUCACCGACUAUUGACCCCAGUUCACGAGCCACAACUUCAAGAAGUUCUGUAAGGAGUGGGGCAUAAAGCAUACCUUCGCCACACCCCGACACCCCCAGUCUAACGGACAAGCGGAAUCCACGAACAAGACCGUGGUCGACAUGCGUAAGAAGCGACUGGAGGGUUCCCAUGGGAAGUGGGCGGAAGAACUGCACGGAGUCCUCUGGGCCUACCGGACCACUCCCAAGACCGCGACGCAGGAAACCCCUUACUCACUGGUCUACGGCUCUAAGGCCAUAAUACCAACGGAGAUGCACGUGAAAACAACGGUCUCAGGGUCCACCUCUCAAGAAGAGAAUUGUUAGGGGAUUUAGUACUACGGAACGAUGGACAAGGCUUAGUAUUUCGUGAGAAUCAAAGAGAAAGAGACUUGAAGAGACGUUUUGUUAGAUAAACAAGCUGGAACUACAAUGUUUUGAGUAAGAACCCUAGUUAUAGCCGCCUAUCUCUAGUCUCUUGAAGUGUCGAUCCCUUGCUUUAGGGUUUUGGCUCCCCUUACAUAGUUGCUUUUAGGUCGGCCUUAGUCGGUUUGAGUAGGUUAAACUCUUCCAUAUUCGGAACUAUGGAAGGUUCUCCUUAUCGGAAGUUUUCUUUUUCCCAGAGGAAGGGGGUGGACCCUGGGACCGGACCCGGAAUACUUUCUAGCGGGGACCCAUAGGCCGGUGUCCUGCCUGGGGUCUGGAGGAAUUCAAUACCUGAGUAUUUUUCCCCAACAGUUUGCCCCUUAUUGCUCGAUUUCGUCAUCGAACUCGAGGAAUAAGUUGUGCACUCAAGUCAACCGGAGUUGCUCAUUCUCAGUAGGCUUCCCUUAGGCAGGACAUCUCUCCAGUAAUCCUGCUAUCCCGGGUUCCUCUCUGGCCGGAGCCACACUCUGAACCCGGGGGAGGACCGGUUCCCUGAUAACAGACCGGGGUCUGACGCUAUCUUCUUGAACCGCUGAUUUCUUGUUGAAGAUAGAGAAGCUCGGGGCUUUUGGCGAUGCUUUGGAGAUUGCGGAGCCUGCGCUUUGGUGAUCUCCGAAGAAAAGGCCAGAGUGCUUGAACAUGAUGCAUAGAGGCAGGUCUGGUGGAUGGGUGCGAGACUUUUUCGAAGGUUCCGGAUCGAGUUCCAUGUCCCAUGGGGUUUCCAGGUCCCCAUGCGUAGCUAGAGAGGGGAUGGCCUUGACAAAGCCUCUAAGUUUGUUCCCUCGCGUGGCGUCCUCUUUGUGGCCCGUGGAGGUCAAUCUUAGGUUUACAACCCCUCUCUUCGUUCUUGCCGCCUAGCGGCUUUCUAACUUUCCUUUUUUUUCUCUCUCUCUCUCUCUCCUUAUAAUGUUCCGCAAUCUUCAUUUGCUCGAGCUCGGUUUUCCAUUUUCAGGUAUUAUUUCCUUUUGACUCUCUCUCUCUUUUUUCUUUCGACUCCUUCUUCCAGAUUCCCCCCCCCCACCCCCGUAUUUCUAGGAUGAAAUCCAAACCAAGUCUCGCCCUAGAUUCUUCCUCCAUAGGCGGUAGGGUUAGGUCGAAGAAGCAGAGAUCCGGGGUCGGGCCAUCAGAAUCAACGGACUCCUCCGGUUCUUCUCUAGAUCUAACCCUAGUCGUGUAGUUGCUGAUGUUGUUUCGCCGGCCGUAGUGGUAGAUAGGUUUCUCCCGGUGGGCCCUCUUUCAACGAUAGGAAGAGAGGAAGCGCCACCCUGUUUUUGACGGGUGCUGGACUGAGAAGUUUGCUUUCAUGCAUCUUCCGGUGUUUUCCUCUUUCUAGUGGGUGAUGGGAGUUUUGAUGGUUUGUUUGCAAUGGCAUGACGCUAAUGAUUAUUGUUUCCCUUUGCAGAUGUUCCCUGCGUGGAUUCUUCUCUAGGAAGGAGGACAACUGAACGGGUGUUGAAUCUUCCCAUCGAGCGACGCCAGGUUCCUUUUCUCGUGAGCAGAGAAGCGUUGGAGCGUUGCAGCAUCUGGGGUAAGUCCUUACCUCUCCUCUAAUUUAUCGUGAACCAUUUUUGAGGCUUAUCAGUGUCAUGCUUCAGGUAACAUAUCGGGGUCCAAAGGUGAAGAAGCAUUGGCGGAAUACAAAAGGGCCUUGGAGGUCAUGUCGGCGAAGAAAGCUGCUCCCAAGCAGGCUGCCCUUAGAGAGAGUGAUGAUGAAGUUCAAUUCAUCAAGAGUAACAAACGUCAAGCCACUAUUGCUCUAGCUUCUUCUUCCAAGAAGAAAUCUAAGGCUUCGAAGUCUACCCCGAAGGUCUCUCCGUCGUCGUCGAGUGACCCAACCACUGUCUUGGCCAAUCUCAAUACUAAGGUGUUCCCCUUGACCCCGGUGGUUCUGCCGGAGGGGGACUCUUCUGCCUCCAUCGAAUUCAUCCAGAGUGAUCUUCUCCACGUAACAUGUUGUCCUCCUUUUCGUUUCUUUUGGUUUGCUGAUGAUCAGUUUGUUCUCGUGCAGGCGAUGUCUCAGUUGUUCCACCUUGGGGAGAGCAUGGAUGACCAUGCUUCACUCAGGGCUGAUUUGGCCGCUCUAACUUCUCAGCUGCGUGAGGAGAAGGAAAACGUUCUGUCCAAGGAGAAGGAGAUCAAGACUUUGAGGCUCAAGGUGAGGAACCCAGAUGAGGCUGGGACGCUGGCGGCAUCUGAGAAUGUCUCUCUGAGGGAGCAGUUGGAACGUCGGGAGGAGGAGGUGUGUGAUCUGUGGUGCACUGUGGAGACCUUUGAUGUUGAGAAGAUUAUGGCGGUGAGCGGCACCAUAGUGGUGACUCGCUGGGAGCUAAUGAGAGAGUGGCUCAACCGUCAGACCGACAGCUGGGAUCUUGAGGGCGCGCUGGAGAGGUACAAGAUGGUGAAGACCUCCGAGGCUGAGUUCCGGGGACUUCCCGCUCCUUCCUUCGUGGGAGAGCCAGUGAUCCCGAGCAAGACUGAAGCCGAAAAGACACUGGAGCGUGCUGAUGAUCCUCCCGUCAGCUGAUCCCUAAUCUUUGUCUGAACUCUUAACUCCUUGUAGGGGUUUCUUUUGUUGUUGUACCUGCCCUCUAUGAGGGUUUAAAACUUAUUUUCAGGCCUUUGAGCUUUUUUUUGUUGUUAGACAAUGGCCCUGCUGUGGCCUCUUUUUCCUUUAAAAAGAAUGCUUUCGGAUU
This is a messenger RNA of Brassica napus (rape), 10182 nucleotides long. RefSeq names its product putative NAC domain-containing protein 61. The coding region runs from base 97 to 942 and encodes 281 amino acids. Gene Ontology annotation, biological process: regulation of DNA-templated transcription. Lineage: Eukaryota; Viridiplantae; Streptophyta; Magnoliopsida; Brassicales; Brassicaceae. The transcript is spliced from 4 exons. The record is from RefSeq and is a predicted model, not a curated record. Gene Ontology annotation, molecular function: DNA binding.